Plasmodium coatneyi is the source of this 2694-nucleotide messenger RNA. RefSeq names its product SICA antigen. Bases 1 to 2694 code for a protein of 897 amino acids. The record is from RefSeq and is a predicted model, not a curated record. NCBI's taxonomy places the organism in Eukaryota, Apicomplexa, Aconoidasida, Haemosporida, Plasmodiidae. The transcript has 7 exons.
AUGAACUACCCAUAUCUUCUACUUCCAUUCCUGCAGGCACGCACCACUGAAUUAGGCGAGAAAAUGGUCGAUAAGGUGGACGCAUUUUUUAGGAGAAAAUGGAAAGUAAGUAAGGAGCAAGUGUAUGGUCUAUUUAAUGAAUUCAACAAGCCAUUAAAUGACCGGGACGAUGAGAGUAAAAUUUUCACAGUUGUUUGCGAUGACGUUGUAGGAGGUCACGGUGUCACGGACGAAGGCCUUCACAAAUGUUUUUGUAAGGCUCUUAUAGGGAAUUUAGGUACACUAAGAAACAACAGCAGCACGUAUAAAUUGAAUGGUGAAACGAAAAAUUUAAGUGCUAUUGAGAAGAAAACACGAUGUGAUCUAUUAAACUUAUGGUUAUUCUUAUAUGUGUUGAAAUAUAACAUGCAAAAGAAUGAUAUUCUGUAUGCAUUCACGGCAAUGAGUAAUUUGAAAGAUUUUUUUUUUAUGGAAUCUGAGGAUUGUACAUAUGACGGUACGUUCACCGUGAACGAAAAAGAGGACGGAGAUGGCAUUUUCGGGGAAAUUUGUAGAUGGUUUAUGAAACAGGGUAUUAUAAGCAGAAUGGAGGCAAUAAAUAACAGGACUGCAUGUAAUAAAGUCAGCAGGUCGGAAAACAAGGAUAGUACCUUUCCGCAGAAGACACCGGAAAAAAAAAGUCCCAAAGCGCAGGAUAUAGCUGAUAAAGUUGUCCAAAAAAUAGAGGAGUUGCGUCCCAUAUUUAAGAAAAUUGAGGAGGAAUUAGCACAACAACCACCGCCAGAACCAGGUGAUGACUGCACCAACAAGAAAACCUUAUGUGAACGUGUUACUUGCGUAGCAAAUAAAUGGAAAACAGACAAGCAGAAGACGGAUUACAAUGAGAUGUGGGAAGAUGUUGGAAAAAGGGUUCCUGAUCUUUUCGAAGCUAUAUCAAAACCAACCCCCCAUAUAGACAACAAUUAUUGUUAUGGCAACCAAUGGAAAGGUCAAAAUGUGACUUUCGAAGAAAUAGAAGCAUGCAGGCUUAUUGUUAGGGGAUUACACCAUAUAUAUAGCACUCAGACAGACGACGUAAAGCAGGACGAGAAGGCAAAGAAUGAGCAAAGAUUCAAUGAAGCUAUGGAAUGUCUCUUGUUGAACGCAUACGCAGAAGAACUAAAAAAAAAGGCACAGGAGAGAGGCAAUUGUAAAGUAGAUAAAGGCAUAAAACAUGCCUUCCAAAAAAGUAAAGACAUUAAAAAGGACACAUCUCCAUGUAAAGGUGAAGGUGAUAUGUGUCAAGUGUGUCAGAAGGAAGAAUAUAGGAACUGUAAAAUAAACGAUCAAAACAUAAAAGACAAAUUGGAUGAACUGCUCCAGAAGAAGGAAGGGGAAAUAGAACAAACUCUAGAAGAACUAUGUAAAGACUGCAGGAAAGUUAACGACCUAUGUAAACGUGCACAAUGCGUGACAAUUAAUUGGUUUAGGGACAGAUUAACUAAUGGGGGGGAGGGAAGACAAAACUGGUGUAGAUUUUGGGAUACGGACGUGAAGGGGGAACUGGAGAAACUCUCUAAGGCUAUAAUUAAAGAGGAUAAAAGUGAUGAACCCCUAUGCAAUAACAUUAAUGGAAAGAACACAGCAACUGAAGCAGAAAAAAAAGCAUGUCAAUACAUCACGAGAGGCUUAGAGUAUAUAUACGGAAUUCGUGAACAGAAGGGACAGAAUUACUUAAAUCAGCAGAAAAAUAACCCAAUAUUUUAUCGAACUAUUGGAUGCGCCUUCCUCAAUGUGUACGCAGAUAGAUUGCAGCAGCUGAAACCGUCUAAAUGUAAUGUGCAAAAUGGCAUAGAUCACGCCUUUGAAAAAAGUAAUGAAAUUAAAGGAAAAACAUCUCCAUGUAAUAGUGAUAGUAAAUGUUUUGUAUGUACAAGGCAUAAAGGUCUAAGUUGCACACUAAGCGUGGAGGAUAAACUGUUGAAUGAAAGACCAGGUCAAAAUUGCGAAAAAGACAGAAAAAAUAUAAAAAAUAAGUUGGAUGAUAUGCUGGACAAAGAUAAUACAGGAAUAAAGCAAACUUUGGAUCAUAUAACUACUAUUUGUAAACCCAAACCUGCCGCCCUUCCCCCAGCUCCUCCAUCUGCUCCUUCUGAGGCUGAGGAUGGACGAGGUGGCGAAGCAGGUGAAGCUGCUUUAAAAGCACCCAAGGCUGAACCACUUACUGACAAGAAAGGAAUCAAUCCCUUCCUUCCUUAUUUCCCUCUUGCUCCUGCCACCAUUGGAAUCACUGUUAUGAGUUAUCUCCUUUGGAAGUAUUUUGGAAUGCUUCGUAAGGCAAGAAAACGUUACAAAAGAGCUCCUAAAGCACUUGGUCCCUCCUUAGAACAGCAGAUUCUGGACCAUGUGGACCAACUUGGUCCGCGUGAAUAUUAUUUAGUGAAGGAACGAAAACCUCGUUCUACGCCUAUAAAAAGGAGGAAAAAACGAGGUGCUGGUCGUCGUGGUGGUGUACGUCGCCGCAUGAUUAUUGAUAUCCAUUUCGAAGUCUUAGACGAAUGUCAAAAGGGGGACACCAAACUGGUCCCGGAAGACUUUUUUGAAAUUUUGGUUCAAGAAUUUAUGGGAAGCGAAUUCAUGAAAGAAGAAAAUGUUCCUAAGGAACAGGUUCAAAGAUCAGGUUCCGGGUUUAGGGAAGGAAGACUCUGUUCCUAA